AUGGAGGUGCGCGAACAUUUGUCGACGAACUACAACUUAGAGGACCUCGAUGAUGAGUCAUUGGCGUACGUCAAUAGACUUUUUGGUGAGAGGUACAAGCAGUGGAAGAGCGACUUGCACCACCAUUUUCAGGCAUUUGAUGAUCCGCAAGUCGCUCUUGAAGAGGGUUGCCCGACGGAGCUUGAGGGUUGGGAGGAUAGUUGGGCGUGGCUCUGCGCUCAUUUUCUGGCACCCGAAUAUGUGAAUAAGGCCACAGUAAAUAAGGGCAAUAGGAAGAAGAAGACUCUUCUCCACCAUUCAGGUUCCAGGCCCUUCUCAUAUAGGAUGAACGCACGACGACGGGCGGGGUCCAAAUUCCCGGAGAUCGACGUCUUUGGCGACGUUUAUGUUCGACCUGGGAAUGAGUUGGCCGAGUCCAUUCAUACGGAGUUGGUUCUUCAGGAGUCUGCCUCCCAACUUCCUCUCGAUACUCCGCUCGAGUCUGUGCAUCCUCCACAGGAUGCGGGGUUUCAAAUCUUGACGGAGACGUUGGAUCAGACUCUCGGCAGGAGGCCCGGGACAUAUUGUCGAGGGAUGGGGAAUGCCCGGCGGCGGGAACCUAUACCCCGUUCAUCGUCGCAGUCAACCGAGGUGACAGCGACGGUGGCCGAGCUUAACGGUCAGAUGUCUAUGAUUCUAGAGUCCCUUGCUCGGUCAGGCAUUCCAAUCCCGCAGUUUGGUUCCUCCUCGACCUCCCAGCCCCCCCCAACCUGGCUACCAGACAUCUACCCCUGCCGACAAUGCCCAGACGUCCGAGCCGCAUCUCGCAGACGACCACGUUGA
Prunus armeniaca (apricot) is the source of this 822-nucleotide messenger RNA. NCBI's taxonomy places the organism in Eukaryota, Viridiplantae, Streptophyta, Magnoliopsida, Rosales, Rosaceae. The record is from the annotation of a GenBank genome assembly.